AUGCAAACUGCAUGCUGCCUACAUUGGUCUUCGACUCUCACAUCCGAAAACAUGUCAAAUGGAGACACCUCCCUUUCGGGAAAACUGUUAGCCAAGAAUGCUAAAGUGCGAGUCCGCCCCCUCGCGGCUCAAAGGAGCUUCUACAUACCAAUGGAAGACGCCAAAUUUAGAGGGCGUUAUUGGUUUUCCCAUCAUUCAGAAGACAGGGUCUUGCACGACUCGCACCCAGGCUUCCCCCCAUGCCACCUACCCCGAUUCCGCAUUUGUUGUAACAGUGAGGAUCACCACGGACAUUUAACGAGAUGCGUACCCUUAAUUACAUCGUAUUAA
Bipolaris maydis ATCC 48331 is the source of this 330-nucleotide messenger RNA. The record is from RefSeq and is a predicted model, not a curated record. Lineage: Eukaryota; Fungi; Ascomycota; Dothideomycetes; Pleosporales; Pleosporaceae.